This is a messenger RNA of Maudiozyma saulgeensis, 2487 nucleotides long. Lineage: Eukaryota; Fungi; Ascomycota; Saccharomycetes; Saccharomycetales; Saccharomycetaceae. The record is from the annotation of a GenBank genome assembly.
AUGACAGAAAACCAACACCAGUCUUUGGAGCAACCAACUUCCUUCAGUGAAAGAAGUAGAAGUGUUUCUUUUUCAAAACUACUUUCAAAAUCAUGGAAAUGGAAUAGUAAUUCCGGUACCAUUAAUAGUACUCAAGGAUCUACAUCAUCUCAUGAUGAUUCUCCCUCUCAGUCAAAUGUUAAAUUAACAGAAGCGGAUGACUCUAAAAAUGUAAUACCUGAAACUAUAGUGACUCCAGCUGAUACAGAAAUGAGUUCCAGAUUCUCUAAAUUUAAAAGCAUAUUUCAAACUAAUAAUAUGAGUCCCGCUAAUUAUACUAGUUCUACAUCUAAAUCUAAUAGCAAGUACUCGGAUGCUUUACAAGUAGACGUCAAAGAUAAAAAAUCAUCAAAUGUGAGGACUGAACCACAGUCUCCUGUGCUCCGUUCCCCAACACAUGCGCAUCUUGAAGCACAUUAUCAUCCUUAUACGUCACCUUCUUCGCAAUCUAACCCUCGUUCUCCAAUGAGUGAACCAUUAAAUGAGGAUUACGUUUAUCAACAACAAAAUUUGGCAAACAAUAAUAAUGGUAAUGGUAGUAGAAAACGUUCACCAUCUGCUCCAGUACUACCAAAAUCUCGUGAUAUUGGUAACAAUGAUAAUGAUACGACUAAUUCUUUUACAAUGAACUCUGGAUAUCUUCCACCAGCGGCAUUAUCAUCGGCAAAUUCCACAUCCUCUCCAUAUCAGAAUAGAAACAUGAGUAAUAUAUCGUUAAACGAUAUUAAGGAGGAUGAGCAAGUUAACAAAUUUAAUGAGUAUAAGUCUCCACUACGUAAAGGAAGUAGUGGACUUAUUCAAAAGAUUGCAUCUCCUCUGAAAGGGUUCUCUCAAGGAAAUAGUCCUAAUGACAGUCAAGAAAAUAUACAACCAUUCCCAUCUAUUAUUGUAGGACUAACAGAUGAAGAAAUAGACGAUACCCAGGGAGAGGAUAUUCAUCGUAAUGAAUUAAGAACACCUCAAUUGGGGUCACCUUUGAAAGACGAUAAGAAAAUUGAAAUAAAGAAUAAAGAUAUAAGGGAUAUUACUAUAAAGGAUUUCCAGCCAAAGGCACCACCAAAGGUUUUUGAUGACGCAGAACCAAAAAGGUCACAACGUUUAAGGACAAAAUCCUUUAGUAACAAAUUUAAAGACAUUACUGUUAGCCCCAAGUCGUUUGAGAAAGUAAGAAUGCUGGGUCAAGGUGAUGUGGGUAAAGUUUUCCUUGUUAAGCAAAAGAACACAAAUAGAUUGUACGCUUUGAAAGUAUUUAGCAAAUCUCAAAUGAUAAAGAGAAAUAAGGUUAAAAGAGUGCUUGUUGAACAAGAAAUUUUAGCUACUAGUAACCAUCCAUUCAUUGUAACAUUAUAUCAUUCAUUCCAAUCGGAGGAUUACCUUUACUUGUGUAUGGAAUAUUGUAUGGGUGGUGAAUUCUUCAGAGCAUUGCAAACAAGAAAGAGCAAGUGUAUCUGCGAGGAUGACGCCAGAUUUUAUGCAAGCGAAGUUACUGCAGCUCUAGAAUAUUUACAUCUCUUAGGCUUUAUCUAUAGAGAUUUGAAACCUGAAAACAUUCUAUUGCAUAAAUCUGGUCACAUUAUGUUAUCUGAUUUUGAUCUUUCGAUUCAGACUCAAGAUGCCAAAAAUUUUAAGAUCAAGUCACCAAUGAUUACUUCAGGACAUAACCAAUCAGCAAUGAUAGAUACUAAGAUAUUUUCUGAUGGCUUUAGAACCAACUCUUUUGUUGGUACUGAAGAAUAUAUUGCACCUGAGGUUAUUCGUGGUAACGGUCAUACGGCUGCAGUAGAUUGGUGGACACUAGGUAUAUUAAUUUACGAAAUGUUAUUCGGGAUGACGCCAUUUAAGGGUGCUGAUACCAAUAAGACAUUCUCCAAUAUUUUGAAAAACGAUAUAACAUUCCCAAAUAAUAAUGACAUCUCAAGGCAUUGUAAGGAUUUGAUAAAAAAAUUGCUGUGCAAGAACGAAUCGAAAAGAUUAGGAUGCAAAAUGGGUGCUGCUGAUAUUAAAAGGCAUCCUUUUUUCAAAAAGGUUCAAUGGUCAUUUUUAAGGAAUCAAGAACCGCCAUUGAUACCUAAAUUGACUGAAAAUGGAUUUGAUUUUGCUGCUACAUCUGCAAAAAAUAAAAAAAAUAAAAAUACACCAGCAAAUAAGUCACAAGAUGGUACAUCCACUGAUAAACCCAUUGAUAAGCCUAGUAUUGAUUACAGUAAAGUUGAUAUAUCGUUAUUAUCUCAAGAGGACCAAGAAAAGGUUAUGUUUGGUGAGCCUGUUGCCACAGAUGAUGAAGUGCCGGAAGAUGACCCAUUCCACAAUUUUAACUCCAUGAGUUUGAUGGAAAAAGAUAAUGAUUCUAUGAUAUACGGUGAUAAUAAUUCAUAUGGUAAAAUUGCUUAUACGCCGAACUCCAACCGUUCUCGAAGCAACAGUCACCGGGCCUUUUUCAAGAAGUAA